Molecule: messenger RNA, 426 nt
Organism: Helianthus annuus (common sunflower)
Lineage: Eukaryota; Viridiplantae; Streptophyta; Magnoliopsida; Asterales; Asteraceae
Exons: 2
Coding region: 1-426 (141 amino acids)
Source: RefSeq, a predicted model, not a curated record
AUGAUAGUGUACGGGAAAGUGUGCCAUUUACCGGUAGAAUUAGAGCAUCGGGCUCUUUGGGCGCUAAAAACGGUGAAUUUAGAUUUGACCGAGGCCGCUAGGAAAAGAUUUUUCCAAAUUCAUGAAUUGGAAGCUUUACGUGAUGCCGCGAAGUUGCGGAAACUGAAAGAAUUUCGAGUUGGUGAUCAAGUGCUUUUGUUUAAUUCGCGACUAAAAUUGAUCGCUGGAAAGUUGAAGUCGAGAUGGUCCGGACCGUACGUCGUGAAGGAGGUUUUCCCGUACGGUACUAUGGAGUUGCUUAACGAAGAUACUAAGUGCUCAUGGAAACUGAACGGACAUCAUUUGAAGCAUUAUCUAAGGGUUCCCAUCGACACCGCCGAAGAGGAAGACGUUCCUCUUUCGGACCCGCCUAGCACCGCCGCAUGA